Messenger RNA from Miscanthus lutarioriparius, 834 nucleotides. Lineage: Eukaryota; Viridiplantae; Streptophyta; Magnoliopsida; Poales; Poaceae. The record is from the annotation of a GenBank genome assembly.
AUGGCCAGCAGCAAGUGGUGGGAGCAGGCGGCUCUGGACUUCCCGCCGCCGCAGCAGCACCAGCACCAGCAGCCGCAGCCACACCACCAGGCGCCGGCGCUAGCCACGGCGCCAGCAGCUCCCACGGCGCCCGCGGGGGCCUCGCCGGAGGGCGGCGGCAAGCAGCAGGGCCAGCAGCAAGAGGCGGGGGCGGCGGCGGGGGCCAUCGUGCCGCUGCGUCGGCCGCGGGGCCGGCCGCUGGGGUCCAAGAACAAGCCCAAGCCGCCGGUGAUCAUCACGCGGGACAGCCCCGACGCGCUCCACUCGCACGUGCUCGAGGUGGCGCCGGGCGCCGACGUGUCCGCGUGCGUGGCGGAGUACGCGCGCCGCCGGGGCCGCGGCGUCUGCGUCCUGGGCGCGUCGGGCGCGGUCGGGGACGUGGCCGUGCGCGGCGCCGCGGCGCCGCUCCGGGGGCGGUUCGAGCUCCUCUCCGUCACGGGCACCGUGCUGCCUCCACCGGCCCCGCCCGAGGCGUCGGGCCUCGCCGUGCUCGUCUCCGCCGGCCAGGGCCAGGUCCUCGGCGGCUGCGUCGUGGGCCCGCUCGUCGCCGCCGGGCCCGUCACGAUUUUCGCCGCGACCUUCGCCAACGCGGUCUACGAGCGCCUCCCGCUCGCCGAUGCCCCCGAGCUCCUCGACGUCAAGCCCGACCUCUCCACCGCUACCUCGGCUGGUGGGCAAGAUGUGCAGCAGCCACAGCUGCCAAUGGUGCCCUCCCAGCAACCUCCUCUGGCCAUGGGCGCGGGCGGCUACGCUGACCACCGCUCGCCGCCGUACCCGUGGGGAGGCGGCGUAUGA